Notodromas monacha is the source of this 1113-nucleotide messenger RNA. The record is from the annotation of a GenBank genome assembly. Lineage: Eukaryota; Metazoa; Arthropoda; Ostracoda; Podocopida; Cyprididae.
AAUCAAGAAUGUGGCACAGUGGCUGACACCAACAACACAUACUUUGUGAAUCCCAAUUUCCCCGAGCCAUUCAGUGCAGCAGGCAACUGUAGGUUGACAGUCAAGAUGAUCAACCCAAACAUAUGCCAAUUGCGGGUGCACUUUCAUGAGUUUUUGCUCACUGGGCCCAGUUUGGCAGCAGCUUCUGCUGGACAGUGUAAAGCUGACAGAUUGAUGAUUUCUGGAACCAGAGGUGAACCACCACCACAGAUUUGUGGGGUCAACCAUGGACAGCACAUGUACUUGGACGUGAACAGAGACAGAGCACCUGUUUUAUUCGACAUCAUGACAUACGGAGGACAAAUAAAACGCAAAUGGAAAAUCGAGAUUUCGCAAAUUCCUUGCGGAGAAUACGUUGCCCCCAGUGGUUGCUUGCAAUAUUUCACAUCCUUGUUGGGCUCAGUGAAGAGCUUCAACUUUGAUGGGAGUUUGCACCUGGCGCAUCAGCGAUAUUCGAUUUGCGUGCGGAUGGAGCCGGGAUUUUGCACAAUCGAAUGGUCACCAGCAAUGGAUGAAAAUGAGAACUUGAUCGAACAUGCUUUCACCAUAUCUGACACUCAGCCUAGAGGAGAACAUUUGAUCGCAGGGACUGAGUUUGCAGAUCCAAGGAGAAGAAUUCCAGGAGGAAAACCUGUGUGGGCAACUUGCACAGGUGGACCAGGAUUUGCAGACUAUGUUUCAAUCCCUUGUGGGUCACCAGAUGGCGACAGGGUCUUCACAUUAUUGGGUCCCACUGGAGGAGACCAAGUGUCCUGUGCUCACAAAUUCUGUGGGCAGGCACUGAAUCAUUUGAAUGGUGCAAAUGGAUCCGUCCCUGUCAUCAGUUCAGUGAAGCCGUUUCAAAUUGAAGUGCACUUCGAUGGAAGUGAGAGUGAAGAUGGCGGAGAUGGAGGAAUGCCCAACAGGGGUUUCCAUCUGAGAUGGACUCAGAAACCCUGUCAAGGAUGAUUGAUUUGUUUCUGUUUCUGUUUAUUAUUGGGUAAAAUCCAUGUCUGCGGAUCUCCGGUCCAUUUAUUUAUUGCCUCAAGAAGCUGCAUGCUUCAGUUGGAUGUGAAAAAAAAAAUUCGAAGACUU